Messenger RNA from Ustilago hordei, 1815 nucleotides. RefSeq lists its product as uncharacterized. The transcript has a single exon. Bases 1 to 1815 code for a protein of 604 amino acids. The record is from RefSeq and is a predicted model, not a curated record. NCBI's taxonomy places the organism in Eukaryota, Fungi, Basidiomycota, Ustilaginomycetes, Ustilaginales, Ustilaginaceae.
AUGGGAUUCAACAAGAAACUCGUCGUAGCAGGUCUAGCAGUCGGUGUUACAGCCUACAUGCUUUAUAAAGCCUCUAAGAAACAUCAACAACAACAACAACAACAACAACAACAACAACAACAACAACUCGCUCACGCAUCCCCUUGCCACCACCAACAGUCUUACUCGGCCGCACCCAUGUCUUCGUCUGGCUCCAACUCUCAUGCCUCUUCCUGGGCUGGUGCUGCUGUCGGUGGAGCUGCAUAUGCUCACCACCAUCACCAACAGCAGCUUGCACAUCCUAAUCCUGACGCCAACUCGGUUGUUGCUGCAGCGAACAACCCCAACCUUGGAUGGGAUUCGCUUCGUGAUUGGAAGCAUAUCGCCAACUUGCUUGCGACGUGUGUCAUGGAUCAGUAUCUGUAUGCCUUCUAUAGGUUUGCUGAUGUAGCGAGGAUCGCUCAGGAUAUUGCUAGUUCCGGUGCACUGGCACAGUGUGCGGAUAGUUGGCAGUUGCCUCCGUAUCUCGCCCAGGAUUUGGUCAAACUGGCGUUGUUCGAUGUGAUGUUUUUGCUGGAUGACUCGGCGAGUAUGCGAUCCGAGGGUACACGUCGACGAGACGCUCUUGCAGGCAUUCUCAAGAGAGCAGCGGACGCAGCAGCAAGGUUCGACCCGGACGGAAUGGAAGCUGCUUGGAUGAACUCGUCUGUUCAAACGCGCAUUCAUAAUGUCGCCGAAGCAGACCAACUCACCUCGCAAUGCGCUUACGACGGUCGAGCAACCCCGAUGGGCGCUUCACUCGAGAGCAAAAUCAUCCAGCCUCUCGUCCUCACCCCUGCCACCCAAGAUAGACUUUCAAAACCAGCUUUCGUACUCGUCAUCACCGAUGGUCGACCCACAGGCCAGACCGAAAGGGGAGAAAAAAUCGUCAAAGUUCUCCAACACGCCAAACGUACGCUCGCCUCCACCCGUUACGGAGAAGAUGCGAUCUCAUUCCAGAUUGCAGCUGUUGGCAACGAUCGUGAAGCCCAAGAAUGGCUCGAUGGCAUCGACAACGAUCCCAACGUAGGAGACUUGAUCGAUGUUUGUUCUGAUAUCGCCGUCGAGUCUCAUCAAGUCCAGAAGAGCACUGGCGUGGAGCUCACCCAGGAACUCUACUGUCUCAAGCUUUUGCUCGGUCCCAUCGAUACGAGUUACGAUGCUAGUGACGAAGAUGCCAAAGAAACUCGCUUCAAUGUUAAAGCUAGGAGGAGGGCGGAGAAGAAGCAAUUGGACAAGAUGGAAAAGGAGAAUAGGUUUAGAGGUCAAAUGGAAGCAUUCAAGAGGGAGAGGGAUGCGGCUUUGCAAGGAGCAAGUCCCUUGCCUAGUGCUGGUGGUGCGCUGCCUCCGCAACAGGUGGAUGAGGGGUUGAGCGGGUAUAGUCAUCAGCCUUCUUAUCCCGGGUCGCAAGUGCAGGCGCAAGGUGGAUAUCCGGGUUCGGGUGGAGGAUAUCCGGUACCAGGUGGGUAUCAGCCAUAUGGGGCCAACUCUUGGGCUGCUCCCCCUCCCUAUGCUAACCCGUAUGGAACGGCACCACAGCCAGGAUACGGGCAGAGAGAUGCUACUGCUGAUGGAGGAGGAUCGAGUUACGCUUCUCCUCCCUCCGUAGCUCCUCCCCCCGUAGUUCCUCCCCCUGGAGCUCCUUCUGCAGGUGGUGGUGAUGGUGCGUUUGUUCCUGGUGCGGGUGGAUUCGCUAUGCCUAACCCACACGUCAGUGGCGGUGAACAAAUGUAUGGACGGCAGCAGCAACCUGGCGGUGCGCCAUUUGCGUUCCCGCAGGCUCGACCUUCGGCUUAG